AUGACUCGUACAUCAAUCAAGAGUUAUCUGCUGGAAAACCCAGAAGCAGUUCUGGUCCUAGAUGGUGGGCAAGGGACUGAGCUUGAGAACCGGGGCAUACAGGUGGCCAACCCGGUGUGGUCGACGAUACCGUUUAUCAAUGAGUCUUUUUGGUCAGAUCCGGCCUCCAAAGACCGAGAAAUCGUCAAGAGCAUGUACCAAGCUUUUUUAAAGAGCGGGGCGCAAGUCUUAAUGACAGUGACAUACCAAGCUAGCUUCAAGUCGGUAUCGGAAAAUACGCGCAUAAAAACGCUUCCGCAGUACACCGAAUUGCUGACCAAGAUUGUCAGUUUUUCUCGUGAAUGCAUUGGAAGCGACAAAUGGCUAGUGGGAUGCAUUGGCGCUUGGGGUGCACACAACUGUUCAGAGUUUACCGGAGAGUAUGGUCCAGAGCCCGAAAAGAUUGAUUUCUUGGAAUAUUUCGAACCCCAGCUGUCCACCUUCAAUGUCAGCGAUGAUUUGGACAUGAUAGGGUUUGAAACAAUUCCCAAUUUCCAUGAACUAAAAGCUAUCCUCUCGUGGGACACCUCCAUUAUUUCCAAACCAUUCUUCAUUGGGCUCUCUGUGCAUGAGAAUGGAUUGUUAAGAGACGGAACCACUAUGGAAGAAAUUGGAAGGUAUAUCAAAUCAUUGGGUUCGAAUCUAAAUCCAAACUUUUUUUUGAUCGGCGUGAACUGCGUUAGUUUUAACCAUUCGAGCGAGAUGCUGGAAUCGCUGCACCGAGAACUACCAGAUUUCCCCCUAAUUGCGUACCCAAACAGUGGCGAAGUAUACGACACAGUAAAGAAAGUUUGGAAUCCCAAAGAGUCGCACACCUAUACCUGGGAUGAUAUCGUGAAAAAAUACAAAGCGAGCGGCGUCAGAAUCAUUGGAGGCUGCUGUAGGACAACACCUAGCGAUAUCGAGGCCAUCAGUGAAGCAGUUCACCAGUCUAGACAGCAAUAA
Lachancea dasiensis is the source of this 984-nucleotide messenger RNA. NCBI's taxonomy places the organism in Eukaryota, Fungi, Ascomycota, Saccharomycetes, Saccharomycetales, Saccharomycetaceae. The record is from the annotation of a GenBank genome assembly.